Molecule: messenger RNA, 869 nt
Organism: Daucus carota subsp. sativus
Lineage: Eukaryota; Viridiplantae; Streptophyta; Magnoliopsida; Apiales; Apiaceae
Product: probable calcium-binding protein CML16
Exons: 1
Coding region: 258-737 (159 amino acids)
Molecular function (GO): enzyme regulator activity; calcium ion binding
Source: RefSeq, a predicted model, not a curated record
CCUAAUCCCAUGUAAUAACAACUGUAUAAUCCAAUCAAAAUCAUUUACAAUUCAACCCCAUGAAUCUUCCGGCAAUCUUCCUUAGAACAGGUCAAUCUCAAGUAUAAAUUUCAAUGACUAAGACCAAGUCAUCCCAUAUUCACAUUCAUCCCACUCUUGUACUAAUCAAUACACCCCCUACAUUUCAUAUUUUUCAACUAAAUUUCAUUUCAUUUUAUUUGCAUUUCAUUUCUUGAACUGUUCUUUGUUCCACCAUCAUGGCAAUAGGCAAUGAGCAAGUAAACCAGCUCAAGGAAAUUUUCACGCGCUUCGACAUGGACUCCGAUGGCAGCUUGACUCAGCUGGAGCUGGCGGCGCUGCUCCGGUCCAUAGGGUUAAGGCCUAAGGGUGAUCAGAUUCAUGCAUUGUUAACCAACAUGGAUGGAAAUGGGAACGGUUUAAUAGAGUUCGAAGAAUUGGUGGAGGCCAUUAUGCCUGAUGUCGACGAGGAAGUCAUGAUCAGCGAGGAUCAGCUGAUGGAGGUUUUUCGAUCGUUUGAUCGUGAUGGAAAUGGGUUUAUUACAGCUGCUGAGCUCGCGAAACAGAUGGCUAAAAUGGGACAUCCCUUGACGUAUCGCGAAUUGUCGGAAAUGAUGAGGGAAGCGGAUGCGAAUGGGGAUGGGGUGAUUAGUUUCAAUGAGUUUACAUCGAUUAUGGGAAAAUCUGCUAUUGAUUUUCUCGGCAUAACUGUGUCUUAGCUAUUAGUCUGUCUGGUAGUUGUUAAUUGUUAUUGUUAUCGUGAUCAUCGACGUUGUAAAUUUGAUUAUUUCUCCGAUUUUGUUCUUGACCAUAUUACUGACUGAAUGAAUGGAAAAAACACGUUUCAACUA